Messenger RNA from Chelonoidis abingdonii (Abingdon island giant tortoise), 1075 nucleotides. The record is from RefSeq and is a predicted model, not a curated record. Lineage: Eukaryota; Metazoa; Chordata; Testudines; Testudinidae.
CCAUACAGUCCUCACCCAUCACCCCUUCCCCCGCUGCAAUUAUUUUUAAUCAAAUGUUUCCCCUCAGUGCUGGCAUCACUAGGUUAGGGUUUCCAAGGAGCCCGAAUGUGAAAUUGACUAUAAACAAAAGUGAAACUGACUUCACUGAGUCUCUUUCCCACCUCCCAUUGAGAUGGGAAAUAUAAACAAGAACAUAUAAUAAUGAGGUAUAAACUGGAUGGCUACAAUUCUUUCACUCCCCAAUCUGUGGUGUUAAUAGUAACAGGUACAGAAAUUUGUAGCAAAAUGAGGAGAUGGCUCGCCAGCUGGUGGAGCUGGGAUUCCGGGGAAGCGGUGAGGUCCUGAAAAGGGAAGAGUUUGAAGCAAGGAAAGCGGCUGCAGAGGCUUCAAGGCUCUCUGAAAGAACCCAGCAAAAAACAUUAUCUAGUGCAGGAAAAGAACUGAAGGAUAAUUUUCUGAAGGCAUUGGCAGAAAGGGAGGAAGCCAACCGCAGUGGGAAAAUGGCUUGGGUAAUUGAUCCUUCUCCUAUGUUGCUUUUCACUAUGUGGAGUGCCUUCUCUGUGCCUACGGCGUGGUUCAGCAAGUCCAUAAUCUUCAUUCGUGACCAAAAUUCUCGUGGGCAGGAGGUGUCUGCCUACAUUGACUAUGCACACAGGCUGAAGGUGGAUGAAUUUGAAAUCUAUUUUAAUGGAAAGAAAAAGCUUUUUCCAAGACGCACUGAUCUGAGCUUUUACAACUGGGAUAGAAAUGUCAGCACUUCAAAUGCUAGUCCAAAUUACCAAGUGAUUGCAGAAAAUGCAUGCGGAUUACUCUUCAAGAACAAAUGUGAUAGGAAAAUAGUAAAUGUGGAUCCCAAGGCUUACCCUGGAGACAGCACAACUCGGACACCUAUUGAGACAAAUCUCUACCUUCAAGUAGUCAUCUACGACCAUAUCCUCAGAAGAAAGACCUAAACAUCAGCUCAUUGGCUCUUCCUUCAAGCAUCUGUUUACCAACUUUUAUUCUAGCUGUAAGAGAAAUAAAUCAGUUUGAAGAGAUCUCUACCAUGUGUGAAACUGGUCUUCCGGUGGAAUGG